UGACCCUUCUCGCAAAAGGAGAAGAAAGACGACAACAUUUGGUUAUCGUGACCCGACCGCAAGAGGAGAGGCAAGACGAGAACAUCCAACGGGUUCAAAGAGACUUCGGGGGCAGAUUUUGGAUUUUGAACAUCUGUAAGAAGAGUCCAUCUUGGCACCCUGAUUGACGUGACUGAAUCCCAGCUGGAAGCCUGCCAAGAGGGGAAACACUGCUGCACUGCGCACCCUGCAUGCAGUGAAGACAUUCUGACCAGAUAAUAAAACAGAGAUUCCUCAUCAAGUGCACCAGCCUCUGGGGUCCUGUCCAUGUGAUCUCACAGCAGAUAUUUGUGAUCUGCGUUGCUGCUGUGAUAUGGAUUGUUCCUUUACUGUCAGCCAGUUGUUUGAGUCCUAUUGUCUGCCUGGACCAUUGGGUGGUAAUGCCAGUCAUAUCCCGGACUACCAGUGCUCUAAUCAAACCUCUGAAAAUACACCAGACUGGUUUCUUUUUCUGUGUGUCACAUCACCAGCAGAAAACAAUCCACUGCUGGGACUCCAUUAUAAUGGAAAGACCGUGGCUCCCAAGGGUACUCCAUCAUUUAAAAAUCCAAAGCUGACCCUUCCACAUUCUGCGACCAGUUAUAGGCAAGGAAGGCCAAUCAUUACUGCCACAGAUGAAUAUUUCACCAUUCCACAGAGGUCAUUGCUUGGCCAAUGUAUGGAAAACACACCUGUAGGUUUCCUGGAAAAUGUUCAGACUGAAUGCAUCAGAUUCCCCCUCUUCUGCCCACCCUUGCCAACUAAUCUGGCAGAGGAUAUAAGAGAUGGCCAUGGAGGGUUAGUGACUAUCGAUGUAACUCACAAGUUAGGAACUGACCAAACACCCUCUGUGUCGUGGGCCCCAAAUUCCCAAAAUGCCAAUAAUUUAUCAGCAGAAUCUCAUAUGGUUUUGUGUGAGAAUGUGACCUUGGCCUGGAAUUACACUUUUUAUUGGAGAAGAGAAGGCCUUUCUGGUAUCACUCUUGUGCGCACCUUUGGAAAUGUCUUUUUGGACCACCACUUGCCAUUGAUCACCAAAAUCUCUGUAACAUUUGUGAAUGGAGAUAUUGCAGCUUCAAGUCACUCGGGGGUGUCAGGUUACCUAGUUGGAAAGCAUGUCGUUGGUGGUGUGAUGUCACCAAGCAUGGUCAUACACAGAGCUGCCUUGAAUUUAUGGCAUUCAGGUGAACAUGGGCUCUGUGAGUCUGCUAGCAUGAGACCUGUGCUUUUUGGAGUCAACUCCACCUCAGGCUGCAUGUUUCCUGUUAGCCUGGAUAACUUCACUGAAUGUAGCAGGCUCAGAGAUGCUGUCCAAACCAUGUUAACAUCGUUAGUGACCUCUACACUCAUUGCUAGGAAUGGAAAUCCUAACUUCUACAGCCUGGCUGACUGGGUGAAUGUUACCAGUGUUGUACAUAACUCCAGAACAAUUAUAAGUCCUGCCUUCCCUGGUCUGUGUGAGGGUGUCCCUUCUCAACUCCAUGUUGUUAUCUACUGCAGUGGUGGACUACAGACUGAGAUAACAGCUGUAAAAAUUCAUCUCAAACCAACAACAUGGAGGUUACAGUGUGAAACUGGAACUUACUGUCAGGAUCUCAAUACAACUCAGUAUUUUCCUCUCACCUCCACCAUCACCUUCAGUGAAGAAUUGUCGCUCAGUACUCCUCCCAAAACAAGAUUCCAGAUUACCUUUACAGAAUUUGACUGUGCUAGGAAUGAUGUCUGCUGGCCAGAGCUGACAUUUCCUCUCACUAGAUAUUAUACAGGUGAGCCUUCCUCACAGGCCUUGGUUAAGGCCAUCUAUUUAAUAUUCCUCUUCAUUAUCGCUUCUCUGCUGGGAUCUCCAUGGACACAGAUCAGGCAGGCAUUGAGCAAUACUGAACUUUAAACUAUCGGUAGCAGAUAUGUACACAAUAGAAAAUCUAAUAGAGGACCCCAUUAAUACUUCUGCUAUGUUUUGAACCAUGUUAUCAAUGAACUGAACUGACUUUUCCCGUUUGAUUUUGGAAAAUACUAUGUUUUUUUCUCUGUUUAUGUAAAUAAAUGUAGAUAUUAUUAUGUAUGUAAGUGCCAAUAAUGUAAGAGGAUGAAUUUUGUGUGUGUGUCUGUGUGUGUGUGUCUUUCAUAUUUUUGGGUAGAACUGAACAAGGGGUUUCUGUGCAGAAACUGAGAUAUGAUUUCAGGAAUAGAAGCAGUAGGAUGUCCAGAAUUGUUUUCCCAUUCAUUUUAGAGAGAAUACAGAAACUUGUACAAUAAAGUUCUUUGCAGCACAGAGACGUGCAGUAAAUUCCCCUCAGAUGGUGAUAUUUUAACAGAUAGUGGAAUGCAAUUGCAUAAAGGUGUCAAUAAAUACCAAUCUUUUAUAAAACCUAAAAUCUGAAAAUUGUUCUCAACCUCAAAAAUAAACUCCCCUUCUUUAUUCAGACCAAAGAAAA
Molecule: messenger RNA, 2453 nt
Organism: Alosa sapidissima (American shad)
Lineage: Eukaryota; Metazoa; Chordata; Actinopteri; Clupeiformes; Clupeidae
Gene: tctn2
Product: tectonic family member 2
Exons: 15
Coding region: 353-1906 (517 amino acids)
Biological process (GO): protein localization to ciliary transition zone; smoothened signaling pathway; cilium assembly
Cellular component (GO): MKS complex
Source: RefSeq, a predicted model, not a curated record